AUGCAUGUAUACACCAUGGCAGAUGCAGGGGCAGUAAUACACACCCACUCGAAGCACGCAGUGAUGGCUACGCUUCUCUUCCCUGGCACGGAAUUCCGUAUCACUCAUCAGGAAAUGAUCAAAGGAAUCAAAAAGAGAAACAAAUCUGAGCAUUACCAGUUCGACGAAGAGCUUGUAGUACCGAUUAUUGAGAAUACUCUGCAGGAACGAGAUCUGAAGAAGCGUAUGGCCAUCGCCAUGGAGGAUUACCCAGAAUCUUGUGCAAUCUUAGCGCGACGACACGGCGUCUAUGUUUGGGGACCCACUUGGGAGAAAGCUAAGACCAUGUGUUAGUGUUAUGACUAACUAUUUGAGAUUGCCGA
Messenger RNA from Mya arenaria, 362 nucleotides. RefSeq names its product methylthioribulose-1-phosphate dehydratase-like. NCBI's taxonomy places the organism in Eukaryota, Metazoa, Mollusca, Bivalvia, Myida, Myidae. The record is from RefSeq and is a predicted model, not a curated record. The transcript is spliced from 4 exons. Bases 1 to 333 code for a protein of 110 amino acids. Gene Ontology annotation, cellular component: cytoplasm. Gene Ontology annotation, molecular function: methylthioribulose 1-phosphate dehydratase activity.